UCACGAUCAUUUUUGCGCUUCAAACAGUCGUCUAUGCAUCAUCAUCGAAAGUGCACGAACUCGUCAAACAUUCGAAUCGUCACUCGGGCUUGUCGGUCUAAUCAACCUCCAAGAGCUAGGCGACGAGAAUCGACGGAAAUCAGUCGAACGCGCGAGAUAGAAGAUAAUAGCGGUGGAGUUCGACGCUGUCCAAUCGGCAUAAUUCGUAGAAUCUCGGAGCUAAUCACCGUUGCCAUAACCGUUAUAUCUCGCUUUCGCGGAAAUUCAAUAAUUAUUAUUUUCAUAUGUUAUCGGUCGUUAUGUCUGCCCGCGAUCUCGUCUUUUGCGUCCUGCUAAUUUCGAUCGUUCGCUUCUCGACGACGUCGCUCAUCCGUCCGCGAAAUUUUUUGAUCGUGCGACUCUCGCCGGAAUCAGCGAGAAAAUUAGAAGAUAUACCUGACCGAUGGAGAAGAGUGCAUCCGGAGUUUCGAGCGCCGCAAAUUGAGAUCCGCCUGAUGAAGGGUUACGUCUCGCCGAACGAGAAUUGGAUGUUCAGCAACGAGUACAAAUAUUCGGGCAAAGAUUACGACACGGAAAAGGUGACAUCGACGACAGAUGAGAAGAAAAUCUCACAAAUUGAGAAUGACGAUAUGGAAGCAAGAGAAGAAGAAAAAGAGAAUGGUGAUCCAGAUAAUAUCGUGAUGCCUGAUAGAUUUAUCCCGCAGAUUGACUCUAGGAAUAUUAUUACAGCGCCUGAAUAUUGUCCGAAGGGAAAAAGACCAGAUAGUAGAGGACGUUGUAGACUUGUUAUAACGUGAAAAAAAGAAACGGAGAAAAGAAAACGA
Molecule: messenger RNA, 824 nt
Organism: Pogonomyrmex barbatus (red harvester ant)
Lineage: Eukaryota; Metazoa; Arthropoda; Insecta; Hymenoptera; Formicidae
Source: RefSeq, a predicted model, not a curated record